Coregonus clupeaformis (lake whitefish) is the source of this 2461-nucleotide messenger RNA. Its product is annotated as zinc finger protein 318-like. The transcript is spliced from 6 exons. Gene Ontology annotation, cellular component: nucleoplasm. Lineage: Eukaryota; Metazoa; Chordata; Actinopteri; Salmoniformes; Salmonidae. Gene Ontology annotation, biological process: positive regulation of DNA-templated transcription; negative regulation of DNA-templated transcription. The coding region runs from base 1070 to 1615 and encodes 181 amino acids. The record is from RefSeq and is a predicted model, not a curated record.
UAUUCACUAACUGUAAGUCGCUCUGGAUAAGAGCGUCUGCUAAAUGACUAAAAUGUAAAUGUAUAUCAGUGAGACGGCUGGUGAAGAAUUCCUCAGAUGCCUUGCAGCCAAUAAGCCAGUCCCUGACUUCCUCAAAGGAGUCAACCUGUCGGACGCAGGGAAGCCGGUCAAGGCACCAGGUGUACCAGAAGACCGGGGCUAUGAGAGGCAAAGACUCUGGAGCAAAUCUCGUAGUCCAAUAAAGGAAAGCAGGAGCAAGAGCCGAGCAAAGAGCCAGGUGAGAAGCAAGAGCCGUCCGCACAGCAGAUGUCGUACCUGAGGAAAAAGCCAGGCAAGAAGCAAAAGCAGACCACGGAGCAGGAGUCGCAGUCGUGGAAAGAGCCAGGUCAGAAGCAAAAGCAAGGCACGUAGUAGGAGCCGUAGCUGAGGGAAAAGUCAGGCAAGGAGCAAAAGCAGAGCUAGGAGUCGCAGCCGUGGAAAGAGCAUCAGUAGUCACGCCUUCCAUCAAGAAUGCCAUUCUCACAAUCCAGGCCAAUAACUUCAGCAGAGAAAUACAGAGCAGCAGUAUUCCAGGUGGGCCAGUCUUGGCCAGAAGACAGGAAUUUCUUAAAGUCCCAGAUGGGCCUAAUCCAGUCAGCGGACAGGAAGCUCCCCAGAUGAGACAGCAGGAAACUGACAGCAAUCUCCUCCCCCACGAGAGAGUGUGCUGUGACUUCUUCUGGCUGCAGGGUACUAGGGAGGUCUCGCCUGUUCAGAAGCCGGAGAAGGUUGAGGAGGACUUCCUCUAUGGGAAUGAGGAUAACCAGGCAAAACAACGCUCUGCCACCCUGCCUUUUGCACAGUCCACAACCAUUACCCAGCAAAGCUCUGCAGAGGUCUCACCGGCAGGCCCUCCUUACUAUCAAAGCAUGCCUCUGUUCGGGAACCAUGGUGAAAUCCAGGACUUCAAGAUGCCUCCUCAACUGUCCUGUCCAGUGUGAGGCCUGAGCAGAGGGUACAGCCUGUCCCUGCUCCUGAUGUGAAACCUGCCCCCGCCCCCACUGUGAAGGAAUGUGAGAAGAUCAAGACCAUGCUGAAGAACAUCGGGCUGAGUCUGGGUACGGCGGAGAUCAGUAAGAUGAUGAUCAAGCUGCAGCAGCAGAAGGAUGGGAAGAUGCCAAAGCAGGAGGAGAAACUGCCAUCACCAGCGUUGCCUCUUCCUCUUGUAGCUGGGGCAUCACAGGAACCCAGACUGACCUCGCCAGCACUUGGAACAGCACCAAUACAACAAGCACUGGAGUCUUUACAGUCCAUUAUUAAAGCAACAAGGGAGAAAAGGGCCAAUAGUGAUCCACAUGAUAGCAACCAUUCCCAGAGGAAUUCAGACAAACAAAGGAGCAAAGAUGACCAGGAGAGUCAGAGGAGAUCGAGACAUGACCAAAUGAAAAGGAAAGAGACUCUUAUGAAGGAACUGGAGGAAUUGCUAAAGCAGGAUGGGUCUAGCUUUUUCAUUCCUGUCAUCUGGUUCUACUGCCAGAAGUGUGAGGAGUUCUUUGGAGACAUGACCACUGCUGAGAGCCAUGCAGCAACCCACCAGUGGAAUGAGCCUAGCAUGCAGAAGCAUGGAGACAGAUGACCUGGACAUGACAGAGGACACCCUAGCCAUCACAGCAGACACCCCCUGGACCCAAAGCAGAGGGACCAGAGAGACCCAAGAGAUCAGAGGCAUCCUGAUCUUAAACGCAAACUAGACGUGUGCCAAAAGGGUUACAGGAACGACAGGGAGAAGAUCUACGUCAAAGAGGAACAACCUGGAAGCCCCAGGAUAAAGAUGAUUAUGGUCUGCGGGUACACCCCACCAGGUCUGCAAAAGGCCAGGGGGAGGGUGGAUAAGGGCUCUAGCGCUGCUUCCUCUGGCCCUGCCAGUGGGAAACAUGGUAGGGUGAAACCGGACAAGGUUGAGACUAAAGGAAAGCCCACCGUGGAAGUAUGUGACAAAAAGCAUAAAGAUAAUGGAGAAAGCAGUUCCAGCAGUGAUGAUGAGAAAGGCAAAUCUCCUAAAGGCCACAAAAAGAAGAAGAAAAAAAGACAAAUGAAAAGGAUGAGAAGUCUUAGCUGCUGCAUGUCCUGGUUUGAUUGUUUCUGUGGAUGACCUUAGGUAAGUUUGGCAUCAUUGCUGUUGUUUGAGAAGUUGUAGCUUUUAAAGUUUGAAAGAAACUGUAUUUCUCUGACCUGUUCUCUCCUUUUGGGGUUGUCUUUUUUCAACUAUUUGUUUUUCUGUGUUGUAGUGGAUAACAGCACAUUUUCAUUAAAUGCUGUUGGAGGACAGGAAGUUCCAGGUGAAUACAGCAUUUAUCAUGUCCAGAAUUGUUUUGCUGCCAGCCACUGAUCCCAUUUUUGUUUAUUAAAAAACCUUCUCAUAUUGGGCCAUGGCCACAUUUUGUUUGUGUUUUAUAUUUCACUUUGUUCAACCUUGAUUUAG